Molecule: messenger RNA, 966 nt
Organism: Columba livia (rock pigeon)
Lineage: Eukaryota; Metazoa; Chordata; Aves; Columbiformes; Columbidae
Product: olfactory receptor 5AR1
Exons: 1
Coding region: 1-966 (321 amino acids)
Biological process (GO): G protein-coupled receptor signaling pathway; sensory perception of smell
Cellular component (GO): membrane
Molecular function (GO): G protein-coupled receptor activity; olfactory receptor activity; odorant binding
Source: RefSeq, a predicted model, not a curated record
AUGUUCAGAAGAAACAAAACGACUGUUGAUGAGUUUGUUUUCUUGGGAGUCGCAGAUACUUGGGAGCUGCAGGUCAUUCUCUUUGUGCUGUUCCUCCUGAUCUCUGUCACCUCGUUGGUGGGGAACCUCGGCAUGAUCACAUUAAUCAGACUGGAUUCCCGACUCCGCACCCCCAUGUACUUCUUCCUCAGCCACCUCUCCCUGGUAGACCUCGGGAAUUCCUCAGCAGUCGCUCCCAAAAUGCUCCUGAGCUUCUUUGAAGAAAGGAAAGUCAUCUCCGUGCCCGGCUGUGCAGCCCAGAUGUAUUUUUGCGGCGUCUGCAUGAUCACCGAGUGUUACCUGCUGGCUGCCAUGGCCUACGACCGGUACGUGGCCAUCUGCAACCCUCUGCGCUACGGGGCCACCAUGUCUCGAAAGCUUUGUGUCCAGCUGGCUGUAGGAUGCUACGCGGUGGCUACUGUGAAUGAAAUAGCACUUGUCAGCUCAACAUUCAGCCUACAUUUCUGUGGCACUAACGUCAUCAAUCACUUCUUCUGUGACAUUCCUCCGCUCCUCAAACUCUCCUGUUCCGGGACGACUGGCAGCGAACACGUGCUUUUUGCUGUUGCUGCUUUCAUUGCUCUCAGCACUUUAGUGUUUAUUCUCGUCUCUUAUGGUUAUAUCCUCACCACCGUCCUGAGGAUCAGCUCCUCAGAGGGCAAGCACAAAGCUUUCUCCACCUGUGCCUCACAUUUGAUAUCAGUCUCGUUGUUUUACGGGACUAUGAUCUUCAUGUACCUCCGUCCCAGCUCUAGCUACUCCCUGGACCGGGACAAAGUGGUGUCUGUUGUCUACACCCUGGUGAUUCCCAUGCUGAACCCCCUGAUCUACAGCCUGAGGAACACAGAGGUGAAGGAUGCGCUCAAGAGGCUCCUGGGAAACGUUCUUGUUUCCUUUAGAAAUCAAACUGGUAAAGAGGUGUCGUAA